Salmo salar (Atlantic salmon) is the source of this 437-nucleotide messenger RNA. RefSeq names its product coiled-coil domain-containing protein 157-like. The record is from RefSeq and is a predicted model, not a curated record. Lineage: Eukaryota; Metazoa; Chordata; Actinopteri; Salmoniformes; Salmonidae.
UUACUUCCGGAAACACAUCUAAGCAUUAUGGGAUUUGCAGUUCUACUAGCAGGUCGCUAUGGAAAUAAAGUGACAACAUCCAACUCAGCUCUGCUCUCUGUCACAGCAUCUUCCUGAAGGCACAACAAAAAGUGCCUUGAGCCAAUCCAUGAGGGAAAGAGUGCAAGAUACUAAGGCUUGUCAAUAUGACACAUCUCUUAGGACGUCAGGACUGCGUUGAAAGCCUCCGGAGAGAUUUAAUAGAUCUUCAAGGUGCUGUUCUCGAUGUCUUCUCUAGGACAGGCCCAGUUCGAUUCCCCUCCUGGAAGUUCCCAGAUAAGCUUUCAUGCAAUCUGGACCUGGUGUCGCUAUUAGAACAAUACGACUUUGUUGAUGGGGAAGAGGAAUUCAAUCAGCAUUCACAUAUUGUUUUGCUGGAGUUGGUGAUUGACAGGUAA